Diaporthe batatas is the source of this 2193-nucleotide messenger RNA. RefSeq lists its product as uncharacterized. The coding region runs from base 514 to 1941 and encodes 475 amino acids. Lineage: Eukaryota; Fungi; Ascomycota; Sordariomycetes; Diaporthales; Diaporthaceae. The record is from RefSeq and is a predicted model, not a curated record. The transcript is spliced from 7 exons.
UUCAAACCUUCGCCCACGAGGGAAGCCUGUACGAACAAUACCGACGUACCCGCAUACGAACACAGGGGACAGGCUUGUUCAACUGGACGGGCCGCCGAGAUCACCUAUCCAGUCUGGAAGAUCCCGCGGGAAGAGCCAAUCCCUACAAGAAGACCACAUGGUCACUGACUGGAUGAGUGCCCACUUGGCGAAAGAUUAUCACCCGGCCCUCGGGUUUGUCUAGCCAUGCUAAGAUGCGCCACCAGCACCUGGGCACCUCACACAGUGACAUUGCGGGAUACACUCCACAACUGGAAGUUUUGCCUCCUGAAGUCCUUUCCCGCUCUCGUGCUCAUCUUGCGCUAGUACACAGAAGAUAUCAAAUCGCCCAUAUCCCCAUGUAAAUUCUCCGAGCUUCCUGCACGCUGGGCCGAUCUCCUCGUCCUUUUUCUCUCCAGUCCCGUCGACCAUCGACCUGCGUCCCCAGUGCCUGAUGCUUUUCCUCGCGUGGCCUCAACCGCAGGCAACAUCGUGAUGAUGCUUCUCCUUCCGGUCUUCUCCUUGCUGGUCUUUGCCCUUUCGUCUGUCUAUGCACAGGCCAGCAGUGAUGCGGCUUCGGAACUCGCUGCGCUGUCGGCAGCGCUGCCCCCUUGCGGUCUGAAAUGUUUCAUCACCGAGUUGUCGAGUUCGACCUGUACCGAUGCGGCAUGUGUGUGUAGCAACGAACCCCUCAUGGCUGGCGUUACGACGUGUGUAAUGCAGAAUUGCACGAUCCCGGAUGCAUUGAUUGUCAAGAACGUCUCCAGCACUGCCUGCGGCCUGCCUGUGAGGGAUGGGGGAACACACUACAACAUCGUGUCUGUUACACUGGGUGUGAUUUCGGGAGCUGUCAUUCUCAUGCGGCUCGGAUUCAAGAUAUUCAUUGCCAAGACUGGUUUGGGCCUCGAUGACUGGUUUAUUCUCGCAACAAUCUUGGUCGGCGUUCCCAGCAGCGUUAUUACCUCGGAGGGACUGGUUCCCAACGGUCUUGGCAGGGAUAUCUGGACAUUGAAGCCUCAGCAAAUCACUAAUGUACUCCAUUUGUUUUAUUUCAUGGCGUGGCUGUAUUUUCUUCAGCUAGCCCUGCUGAAAACCUCACUACUCUUCUUCUAUCUGAAGAUCUUUCCCAACAAAAUUGUGAGAUGGUUGCUUUGGGGUACACUCGUCUUCAACGGAAUCUGGGGCAUCUCUUUUGCCCUGCUCGCGGUAUUUCAAUGCCGUCCUAUCAGCUACUUUUGGGACCAAUGGGAUGGACUCCACAGCGGUAGCUGUCCCAUCAACACCAAUUCUCUUGGGUGGGCGAAUGCUGCAAUCUCUAUCGUUGAAGAUGUGUGGAUGUUGGGAAUCCCACUUUCUCAGCUUCGUUCGCUUCAGCUCCACUGGAAAAAGAAGAUUGGUGUGGCCAUCAUGUUUUGCACAGGCACAUUCGUAACGGUAAUAUCUAUUGUCAGACUGCAAAGUCUAAUCGAGUUCGGAGACACGGACAACCCCACGUGGAAUAACCUCAAGGUCAGCUUGUGGUCAACAAUCGAGAUAAAUGUCGGCAUAAUAACUUGCUGCAUGCCCACAAUACGGCUGAUUAUACUCCGAGCCUUCCCGCGCCUGUCGUCGACCUACCGAAGCACGCAGGCCUACUAUGCGAAGAACGGCUUGAGCCAGCAGUCGAAGAGCAAGCGUAGUCGGAACCGAACGAACGAUUUCAGCAGCCAAGAACAAGCUUCGAACAGCGCACAGCGACCGGGCGGUGGUGGCAUCGAAUACUCUCGGGGUUUCACCGUGCAGUUCCACGAUGCUGAGGCGUCAAGUCAAGUCCAGCUAAGAGACUUGGACUCCAAAGGGAACCGCCUGUCUGAGGCUUUCACAGUGGAUGAUGGGGAAGCAAAGCAACGACCGAGAUCCUUUGUUCGGCGCGAGAACCAUUGAUUGCGGAGCGAUUCGGCCGCUUGGAGAUGCUCUCAAUACGCUUAGUUCUGGUUUCGAUUUCGAAGCGGAAGAUGAUCCCGGAGGUGGCCGACAUACUGUUCAUACGAAAAUUGACGCACAUAGUUCUGAAGAUACCCUGGAAAUUGGCAACGGAUUGUACUGUACUUUCUCCACAUACUCAUUGAAUGCAAAUGACACAGCUUGCUUGGGCUCAUAUGUAUCAGCCACAACAUGUCAUAUGCGUUACUAACA